Arachis stenosperma is the source of this 1485-nucleotide messenger RNA. RefSeq names its product transcription factor MYC2-like. Gene Ontology annotation, molecular function: transcription cis-regulatory region binding; DNA-binding transcription factor activity; protein dimerization activity. Lineage: Eukaryota; Viridiplantae; Streptophyta; Magnoliopsida; Fabales; Fabaceae. Gene Ontology annotation, biological process: regulation of DNA-templated transcription. Bases 1 to 1485 code for a protein of 494 amino acids. The record is from RefSeq and is a predicted model, not a curated record. The transcript has a single exon. Gene Ontology annotation, cellular component: nucleus.
AUGGAGGACAUGAUAAUCUCUCCCUCCUCAUCAUCUUCUCUGGUGUCUAUCCCACAAGAAAACACACCAACCCUUCAGCAAAAGCUUCACUUCCUACUCCAAAACCAGUUACCAGAAUGGUGGGUCUAUGGCAUCUUCUGGCACACAACCAACGACGACAAUGGCAAUCUCUUUCUCUCCUGGGGAGACGGCCAUUUCCAAGGCGCCAAAGACGCCUCCUCCCCGAGACUUAUUCCUCAUUACCCCAUUUCAGUGACGGACAGAUGCAGAAAGUUCAACAACAACAGCAACAAUAACAAUGACGGAGAAUGGUUCUACAUGAUGUCUUUGACACGCGCCUUUCCUAUGGGCGAAGCUUUGUAUUCUUCGCUACCCGGAAAGGCCUUUGGUUCGGGGUCUCCCAUCUGGCUCAACGGGGACCUUCAAUUCUGCGACUGUGACAGAGCUAAAGAAGCUUAUAUGCAUGGCAUCCGAACUCUCGUACACAUUCCAACCACCGAUGGCGUUCUUGAAAUGGGUUCCUACGAUCUCAUCACUGAAAACUGGGCUCUCCUUCAACAAACCAAGUCCCUCUUUGGAUCGCAACACCAGCAACUCAAUCCUAUACAGUUCUUCGACGACCAGAACAUCUCCUUCGCUGACAUUGGCAUUAUCGCCGGCGUUCAAGAAGAAGACAACUCACACGAAGAAGAUGCCGUCAGAAAGAGAAAGGAAACGGAAGCACUCAACAAGAAGAAAAAGAAUAAGGAUCACUCGUCAAUGGGGAAGUUCGGCUCAUCGCGUCAAUCGUCCUUCGUGGAUUCGGAGCAUUCAGACUCGGACUGUGGUGCACCAAUGGCGGCAGCGGAGAAGAGGUUGCCGAAGAAGAGAGGGAGGAAACCAGGGAUAGGGCGUGAAACCCCGCUGAACCACGUGGAGGCAGAGCGGCAGCGGAGGGAGAAGCUCAACCACCGGUUCUAUGCUCUGAGGGCGGUGGUUCCAAACGUGUCAAGGAUGGACAAGGCUUCUUUGCUUUCCGACGCGGUGUCUUACAUAAACGAACUGAAGGCAAAGAUCGAAGAGUUAGAGACUCAGGUUCAGAAGGAGUCAUCGAUGAACAACAAUAAUAAGAAGGUGAAGGUUGAAACUGGCGACAGCAUGGACAACCAGAGCACCACCACAACCUCCUCCGUGGACCAAAACAAUAACGAGAAUGAGGCGGCAGAGGUGCAGGUGGAGGUGGAGGUGGAGGUGAAGAUGAUAGGAGAAGAGGCGGCGAUGGUGAGGGUUCAGUCGGAGAGUGGGACCCACCCUGGUGCGAAACUGCUGAAUGCAUUGCGGGAAUUGGAGUUUCAAGUGCAGCAUGGAAGCAUGUGGUGCGUCAACGAGAGCAGCAUCAUGCUCCAACACGUUCUUGUGAAGCUUCCAGAAGGGAUCACGAUGAGAACUGAACAAGCGCUUAAAUCUUCCAUUCUAAGCAGAUUAUUGGAUCAUCAUAAUCAAUAA